Molecule: messenger RNA, 1848 nt
Organism: Halichondria panicea
Lineage: Eukaryota; Metazoa; Porifera; Demospongiae; Suberitida; Halichondriidae
Product: importin subunit alpha-1-like
Exons: 13
Coding region: 122-1693 (523 amino acids)
Biological process (GO): NLS-bearing protein import into nucleus
Cellular component (GO): cytoplasm; nucleus
Molecular function (GO): protein binding; nuclear import signal receptor activity
Source: RefSeq, a predicted model, not a curated record
AUCAUUGUGCAGAUCUUGUUAGACUGAAAGCACUCAAAUAUCAAGCAGUUGGCAUUUCUCCAAGAGAGAUCAAUCCGAAGCAGAACUCAAGUUUUCCCAAAGCCUGAAACUAAUCAACAAAAUGCCCUCCAACGCUUCUAAAGAGAACAGUGCAAGACUGAGAAGCUUCAAGAACCUUUCCAAAGACAAAGAUGAGAUGAGAAGAAGGCGCAAUGAUGUCACCGUGGAGCUAAGAAAGGCCAAGAAAGAUGAGCAGUUGCUCAAGAGGAGAAAUGUUAACAUUGAGCCAGAGUCACCACUGUCAGAACUAACAUCCAACAAACAGAUUCCCCUGGACCUGUCCCUACCAGCCAUCAUUGAGAAUGUCUGCAACCCAAACCCUCAAAACCAGCUUGCUGGAGUGCAGUCGUGUAGGAAGCUCCUCUCAAAAGAGAAAAACCCUCCACUGGACAGCAUCAUUGAGAGUGGAAUUGUCCCAAAGCUAGUAGAAUUUCUUGGUUGUCAAGAUAACCACAGGCUACAGUUUGAAGCUGCAUGGGCACUAACAAACAUUGCUUCAGGGAACUCAAAACAAACAAGGGCGGUAGUACAUGCAGGUGGUGUACCCAUGUUCGUUGGCCUGCUAUCUAGUGAGUACAAGAACGUUGUGGAUCAGGCUGUGUGGGCACUGGGUAAUAUUGCUGGGGAUGGAACAGAGUGUAGGGACUUCACUACCAAGUGUGGCAUUAUUCAACCCCUCCUAGCUCUUAUCAAACCAACCCUUCAGGUUUCAUAUCUCCGCAAUGUCACAUGGACUAUCUCAAACUUGUGCAGAAAUAAGAACCCAGCCCCUUCAUUCGAGACAGCUCAACAGCUUCUCCCUGCUCUUGCCCACCUCAUCUGCCAUGAAGACAAAGAUGUGGUCAGUGAUGCUUGCUGGGCCCUCUCCUACCUCACUGAUGGAAACACUGACAGGAUUCAAGCUGUAGUGGACUCUGGGGUUAUUCCAAGGCUUGUUCAACUACUGGGCUCCAAGGAACUCACUUGUGUGACACCAGCCCUGAGGUCAAUAGGGAACAUUGUGACUGGAAAUGAUCAUCAGACACAGCUGGUACUCGACCAUGAUGCCCUCCGUUUUUUUCCUCUUCUCCUCACACACUCAAGAUCCAACAUUCAAAAGGAAGCUGCCUGGAGCAUUUCAAACAUCACAGCAGGACAGGCUGCACAGAUCCAAGCUGUCCUUGAUGCUCAUCUCCUCCCUUUGGUUAUUGACGUCAUGAUCAAGGGAGAGUACAAGGCCCAAAAAGAAGCUGUGUGGGCUGUAACUAACCUGACAGCUGGUGGCACAGCAGAGCAAAUUGGGGAACUCAUUCGUCAGGGGGCCCUCAAGCCACUGUGUGAUCUACUCGUAGUCAAAGAAACCAAGAUUGUCACUGUCAUUCUAGACGCUCUCUUGAACAUCCUUCAUGCUGCAGCCAAGGUGAACCAAGCUGAGCCAGUGUGUGCCAUGGUGGAGGAGUGUGGAGGCCUAGACAAGAUUGAGGCUCUUCAGAACCACGAGAACGAAGACGUUUAUCAGCUGGCUCUGUCUAUCAUUGACAAGUACUUCUCUGAUUCUGAGGAGGACCAAACACUUGCCCCAAACACAUCCUCUGGAACAUUCCAAUUCGCACCUGCUGCCAACACUGUUCCUGCUGGAGGAUUCUCAUUCUAAUUGCAAAACACUAAAAAAAAUAACUUCUUUGUUGCUUUGUUUGUGUCCAUUUUGUCUCAUUAUUGCUUAAUUUGUGCAUUUUACUCUACGUUACAUCAUGAGUCCAUAAUCAUGAACUCUUGGUUACAUGUAUUAUUACGAACUUGUUUAUCUAA